UCCAGAAGUAGCGUCUCGUGUCAGUUUUCACGAUUGGGUGAGUGACUGGGAGAUAUUUAUGCUUUAAUAAAAUGUUGCAUAAAUUGUUCAAGGUACGCAGCGAGGGCAGAUUAUUCUUGCCGGUCCAAUUUGCGACCCUAUAGUGAUACUGUAACUCUCUUUCUCCAUGCUUAUAUUGUUGACAUUUGAUGUAAAAAAACGACCGGUUGAUCAAUUGGUUCAACCAUUCUGGUUACUGGUACAUCCUACCGAAAAACUGGGUCGCCACUUCGACCGCUCUUUUCUGAGAGUGCAGAGCGCGAUAUAUGCUGUGACAAGUGCUGGAAGAGACUGAUAGUAAAGUGACACAUGAGAGGAAUGAUGAUAAUGUGGGAAGUGCGUAUGAUAUGUUGACGUUUGUUAAAAGCCACACGUUCUCUUCGACAGCUACAAUUAAUUUAAGAGAUUUGUGCUGGAGACAUCUCUUAAUUGGAUAUGAUGAUGAAUGAAAGAUUGGACCUAGACAAACCGCUGUGGAAUCAAAACACAUUUGUAGGAAGAUGGAAAUAUUUCGCCUGGAUGACCGACUUCCGCACCUGCGUUAAACCAGAAUCAGAGUUAAUAGCUGCUAAAAAGUUAUGCGAACAAUACAGAAUUGGCGAAGAGCCAGCCAAUACUACUACAGAACAAAUUAUCUAUGCGAAGAAACUGUACGAGUCCGCUUUUCAUCCCGAUACCGGCGAUCUGCAGAAUGUCUUUGGUAGAAUGUCCUUUCAGGUACCAGGAGGAAUGGCUAUCACCGGCGCUAUGCUUCAAUUUUACAGGACGACUCAAGCAGUAGUUUUUUGGCAAUGGGUCAACCAGUCCUUUAACGCGCUCGUCAAUUACACCAACAGGAAUGCUAACAGUCCUGUGACGACUAAUCAGCUAGGUGUAGCUUAUGUUAGUGCGACCAUCGCAGCAAUGAUAACUGCGAUAGGAUGUAAAUCGUAUUGGGAGAAGCGCGCUAGUCCUCUAAUGGCUAGGUACGUUCCAUUCGCCGCAGUGGCAGCCGCUAAUUGCGCUAAUAUCCCUCUAAUGAGACAGAACGAAAUUGUAAACGGCGUGGAUCUCAUUGACGAGAACGACAGAAAGCUUACAAAAUCGAAGCUCGCAGCUGUAAAAGGUAUCAGUCAAGUUGUCAUUUCGAGAAUCGUCAUGUGUGCACCCGGCAUGCUUAUCUUACCGCCUAUAAUGGAAAGAUUGGAAAAAUACGCAUGGAUGCAAAGAAUUAAACCACUACAUGCACCGAUACAAAUUAUGAUGUGCGGAAUUUCGCUGACGUUUAUGGUGCCGACGGCGUGUGCGUUAUUUCCACAAAAUUGCUCCAUUAAGACGACUACCUUACAACGCUGGGAGCCAGAAAACUAUGAGCUACUAACGAAGAACUGUGAAGGUGGUAAAUUGCCGACGUAUUUAUAUUUCAACAAAGGAUUAUAAUGUUAUUAUAUUUAUAUAAUGAAAAGUUCUAGUUUUAACUGAUAAAAUAAGUGUUAUUCCAUCCUUUACAAAUAUCGUUGUUUUAAAUGGCACAAUGAUGAGGUAAACUCUUCUGCUGGAUCAGAAACGAACCCGAAAAAAAAAAA
Messenger RNA from Cyphomyrmex costatus, 1604 nucleotides. RefSeq names its product sideroflexin 2 (gene Sfxn2). Gene Ontology annotation, cellular component: mitochondrial inner membrane. Lineage: Eukaryota; Metazoa; Arthropoda; Insecta; Hymenoptera; Formicidae. Gene Ontology annotation, molecular function: monoatomic ion transmembrane transporter activity. Bases 475 to 1458 code for a protein of 327 amino acids. The transcript has 9 exons. Gene Ontology annotation, biological process: monoatomic ion transport; serine import into mitochondrion. The record is from RefSeq and is a predicted model, not a curated record.